AUGGCUGGACCUUGUUGCAAGAGUACGGUGUACUUUUUAGUGUUGAAGCGUAGUCUCUCGGUCCCUCCCCGAAGCUCCGUAACUGCUGCGCGACCUACGCUCUCCGCUGGCAGGCUGGGCGAGCGAGGUGUCCAGGAAGGGUGUUGGGCCGCCCGUCCGAAUGCCCUCAGAACGGCUGGUUCUUACCGACACCCCGUAUUUCUGUGUUUCUCCUGCCAGGAAUCUAUGAGCGAGAGCCUGCGAACAUGUUAUAUUUAUUUGAAUCAGACAAGCCGGAGUUUCGCAGCCGUAAUUCAAGCGUUGGACGGAGAGUUACGUCAUGCAGUGUGUAUUUUCUACCUGGUCCUACGGGCUCUGGACACAGUGGAAGAUGACAUGAGUAUCCCACUCGAGAAGAAGGUGCCCCUGCUGCACAACUUCCACAACUUCCUGUAUGAUCCGGAGUGGAACUUCACAGAGAGCCAGGAAAAGGACCGACAAGUGCUGGAGGACUUCCCCACGAUUUCGGUUGAGUUCCGCAAUCUGGGCCAGGAGUAUCGGGAGGUGAUAUCUGAUAUCUGCCACUGCAUGGGAGUAGGAAUGGCUGAGUUCCUGGAAAAGAAAGUAGGCUCAAUGAAGGAGUGGGACAAGUACUGUCACUAUGUGGCUGGGCUGGUGGGCAUUGGGCUGUCCCGGCUCUUUUCGGCCUCCCAGCUGGAGGAUCCUGAAGUUGGGCAGGACACUGAGUUGGCCAACUCCAUGGGCCUCUUUCUGCAAAAGACCAACAUUAUUCGAGACUACCUGGAAGACCAGCAGGAUGGACGGGCCUUCUGGCCAAAGGAGGCUUGGAGCCAGUUUGCCAAUCACCUGGAAGACUUUGCCAAGCCACGGCAUCUGGACUCCGCUCUCGCCUGCCUGAACCUGCUGGUGACUGAUGCCCUCCGACACGUUCCAGAUGUCAUCAGCUACCUGACACGCCUCCGUAACCAGAGCGUCUUUAACUUUUGUGCCAUCCCUCAGGUCAUGGCCAUAGCCACACUGUCCGCAUGUUACAACAACCCACAGGUUUUCCAAGGAGUGGUGAAGAUUCGGAAGGGCCAGGCUGUAACGCUCAUGAUGCAGGCAACCAACAUGGGUGCUGUACGGUCCAUCAUCUCUCAGUACAGCCAGGAGAUUCUACAGAAGGUGUCCCUCACUGACCCAUCUCGGGACAAGACACUGCUGAUCCUGCAGUUGAUCCGUGAAAAGACUCUAUCCCAGGACAUGCUCCCGUCCCGUGCACACCACCUGUCCCCCGUCUACCUGUCAGCCGCCAUGCUGCUAGCUGCCCUGAGCUGGCAGUAUCUGAGUGCCACAGCCGGGCAAGCCGCAGGGGGUGCGGACAUGCAGGGCCACUAGAGGGAGCCAGGAAACCCCCAGACUGAGAUGGUCCUCUGGAGACUGCCCCUGAGAAGCUCUCUGCUUUAUCAGUCUAAAAGCUGUUUUAUGCUUUUUUGCAUGAAGUGUGAAUGGAAACAGAAGUGGGCAUUGGUCACAUUCAAAGGUAGUGAGCUUUAUGCACAAAUUUUUAAACAGAAUCUGCAACAGAGUGUAUUAUUGUAUGACUAAUUGAUGAGUAAUUACCUAAUUUCCAUCUCUGAAUAAUUGGUAUAUUCUGUGUCAUUCAGUGUCAUUCUCACUAAUGCAUUGGACAUGUUUGAUACCUGGUGUAUACAGCUAAGUUCUUCUGGAAUGUAAUGCUUAAAAGUGCUAUCUGCAUACCUGAGAAACGUCUUUUCAGGUGCUAAAAAUUGAGCAUGAAAACAUUUUUUCACUAGAUUCUGGAAUGUGAUGACGUAGUCUUCUAGUAAGCACAAUGGGCAUAAAUGCUCUGAAUCUCAUGGAUGGCUUGCCAGCCAUUCUCAGAAGUUCAUGCACCACCUGGGGAAAAAAGCAUAGAACAGCUUUAAUAUAUCCACUUAAGUCAAUAUCAGCCUGAUAAAUAGGUUCUAAUUGAGGGACUUGUGGUGAAUAGCAGUUUGCAAUAGUCUCCUUUGCUUUCUGUAAUACUGUUCCUUCUUCACUUCAUACAAGUUAGCCCCUUGUCAACCUGGACAUUCUUCUGUGUUUGGCCUCUGCGUUUUGUGAACAGCCACAGUUCUGAUCUGUUUAUAGCUCCUGCACUCGAGGUCAGUUCCUAGGAGAAUGACAGAAAGGAUGUGCAGUGUCACCCCUUUAAAUUUGACAUUAUUAUUGAUUGUCAUUUAAGUUUUGUUUUAAUGAAAGUAGGUUGGAGGCUAAUUGUGGCAACAUUUUUCAAAGUAAGAAGAUAUAAUCUAGUGCUUAAGCAGAGUGAAGUUUGAAUGCACCAUUGGUUUUCAAAGACACUGGGGAUGUUGUACAAAGACUGUUUAGUUCAACUUUAAGAUGUACAGUGUGUAAACAAUGUUUUCUGGGAACUUCUGUUACCAUCACUGUUGCGUCAUACAGUGAAAGGCACCAGACCUGGGAAUAUAAGAAGGCAAAGCCUAGGAGAAGCAUUUGGUUGUUUGCACCAAACAUUUAUAAAUCAGCCUUUGAAAGUGCUAUUGUACAGUACUUGAUGCAUAGAAUGUCCAGAUUAACAUGUUCCCAGGGGUUAUUUUUUGAAAUACAUACCAAAUCCUUUCAAAUUAAAAAAAGAAAAUGGACAGAGAAAUAUGUGUUUGAGACCAGCAAUUACAGGUAUAAGGUAAAUUGCUAAACAUGUUCCUGCCCUAGGUGUCCUUACAAUGUUGAGUUCCAAAGAUAAGAGUUGAAGGACAGCUUCCAGUACAUUGAAAUAUAUCCUUGUACCUUUCUUUUUCUGUAGCAGGUGUUUAUCAAGAAGCUCUUUGGGUGUUUCAGGUGCAUAAAUGGGUGUUUAAAUAGCAAUUAGAAGCUAUUUUAAAUCUUUUUUGGAUUUGGAACAUCUUCAGAUGAUCAGAAUGCAUUGCUCCACCUUUCACUGUGGAUUGAAGCAAAUAACAUCGGCAGAUUCUUUAAUGAUGUUCUUUUAUUUAAAUUCUCUAAAAUGCUCUGACACUCUACCAAGGUGUAUGCACAGUCUGCAUUGUAUGCAGAUUUGUGCAUUUUAAUGUGCAUCCAUUUUGGCAGGACAGUUGUCUUACAGCACCAGCAUUUUGAUUUAUAAAGACUCAAAUGUUUCAGAGCAGCUAUGCAUACAUGCUGUAAAGGCUGUUGGGGUUGUCAGAAAAGGAGAAUCACUUGCAGCAGUCAUUUAUAUAUCAACUUGCACACUCAUCAGUGUAUAGUGAUGGGUGGGGUCAUGUGCUGAUGCCAGAGCUGCAAAAUCUGGAAGGAAAAGAACAGGGAGAAGCAGUUACUUGCUUUCCAGUAUGCAUACCUAAAAAACUGUAAGAUUAGGGACAUAUCAAUUUUUAGAUAUGCCUACAAAUACAAACACUUUAAUCUUGAACCAGGUAGAAGAACUGCAGCCCACAUGGCUGAUAAGUGUCUAUCACAAUGCUUUGUUGUGCAAGCAGAAUUGUCCUUUGUACAAAAUCAGGGUGACAAAUUAACAUUUGUAAUAUGAGAUCUUAAUUUGUACAUAACUCAAUAAACAAAUACAAGAAAUAUGCUGAAACUUC
Messenger RNA from Anguilla anguilla (European eel), 3587 nucleotides. It is a transcript of the gene fdft1, whose product is annotated as farnesyl-diphosphate farnesyltransferase 1. The transcript is spliced from 7 exons. Bases 1 to 1377 code for a protein of 458 amino acids. Gene Ontology annotation, biological process: farnesyl diphosphate metabolic process; cholesterol biosynthetic process. Lineage: Eukaryota; Metazoa; Chordata; Actinopteri; Anguilliformes; Anguillidae. The record is from RefSeq and is a predicted model, not a curated record. Gene Ontology annotation, molecular function: squalene synthase [NAD(P)H] activity. Gene Ontology annotation, cellular component: endoplasmic reticulum membrane.